Penicillium angulare is the source of this 603-nucleotide messenger RNA. RefSeq lists its product as uncharacterized. NCBI's taxonomy places the organism in Eukaryota, Fungi, Ascomycota, Eurotiomycetes, Eurotiales, Aspergillaceae. Bases 1 to 603 code for a protein of 200 amino acids. The record is from RefSeq and is a predicted model, not a curated record. The transcript has a single exon.
AUGUCUCUAUCCACUUUCCCUCCGGACGAUGCGGGUCCCCGCCAGGUUCGACAGUACAUUGUGGACCACCUCAUGUCCAAGCAUGAUACGACAUUGGAAUUUGCCCAGAAGGCCGCUGAUCUGUGGCCUCUGGGUCGUGGACGGGAUUUUCGCAAGGCUACGAUGACCGUGUGGGAGAACGCAGUCAAGGCGUACAGCCCUAUUUUCGGAGAUGCAGCAGCUCCUUAUGUAUUACAGAGUGUACGCGAGGACUGCUGGAAUAAUUGGCGAGCCUCUCCACUUGGUAUCAUGAAUCUUCGGGCAAUCAUCGCCUGCUUCACUUUAUCAGUGCUCUUUUUCAUUUGGACUCGCACCAGCGCCCGGUUCGCAAAGGACCCUAUUCCUUAUAUAUUUCGGAAUACUUGUUGGCCCAUUGGACCUCCAUUGUUGAUCUGUGCAUACCUUGAGCAUGGGCACUCAACGGGGCUGCCUGUGUUCUUUUGGAUCGUAGGGUUUUUUGGCACUUUUAUGGCAAUAUCUGCGACCGCCGUCCUAAUUGCGGAUGGCGAGAAGCCAAGAUUUGAUGAAAAUGCCGAGGAAAAGUUGAAGGGAAAGCCAUCAUAA